CACUCUGUGGCCGGCGAAUGGUGACUGGGCUUCCUUCCGGUCUGUGCCGCGGAGGCCGGAAGUGUUGGUGUUUGGCCGCUCUGUGGGUGGACAGGUGUCGGGAGCGGCGGCGAGGGCUUCACCGAGGCUUUCUGGUUCUCGUGGCUGUGCGGGGAUUUAACCACCACCAUGUCGAGCAAAAGGGCCAAGACCAAGACCACCAAGAAGCGCCCUCAGCGCGCGACAUCCAAUGUGUUCGCCAUGUUUGACCAGUCACAGAUCCAGGAGUUCAAAGAGGCCUUCAACAUGAUCGACCAGAAUCGAGACGGCUUCAUCGACAAAGAGGACCUGCACGACAUGCUUGCCUCGCUGGGGAAGAACCCCACGGAUGAGUACCUGGAUGCCAUGAUGAACGAGGCGCCGGGCCCCAUCAAUUUCACCAUGUUCCUCACCAUGUUUGGGGAGAAGCUGAAUGGCACAGACCCCGAGGACGUCAUCCGCAACGCCUUCGCCUGCUUCGAUGAAGAAGCCACAGGCACCAUUCAGGAGGACUACCUGCGAGAGCUGCUGACAACCAUGGGAGACCGCUUUACAGACGAGGAAGUGGACGAGCUCUACAGAGAAGCUCCCAUCGACAAGAAGGGGAAUUUCAAUUACAUCGAGUUCACGCGCAUCCUGAAACACGGGGCGAAGGACAAGGACGACUGAGACAACUCCAUACUGCAGCCAAGCGUUCCUUGUUGCCACUUUGGGUAUUUCUGAGACUUCUUGCUUAGAGCCUGUUGCAUGCCCUUAGCUUUAAAGCUUUGCCUUUCUUGCUGUAUUUAUUCUCAGCCAUUUUGGGCACAUGUUAUCUUUAUAAUCAGACUGGAAAUAGGACUUUUUUUCCAUUUUCAGAUUAGAUAAUAGGGUAAUUUAACUUACCAGCCCUCUUCCCCAUAACUGUAGCCUAUACAGAGUCAAUAUAUUUUUUCAGAGAAAGUUAUCAAUUGAAUUUUUUCUGAACUAUCAUUAAACUUUAUGAUAAAAUA
Ochotona princeps (American pika) is the source of this 1010-nucleotide messenger RNA. RefSeq names its product myosin regulatory light polypeptide 9. Gene Ontology annotation, biological process: platelet aggregation. Gene Ontology annotation, cellular component: cytoplasm. Bases 169 to 687 code for a protein of 172 amino acids. The record is from RefSeq and is a predicted model, not a curated record. The transcript has 4 exons. Lineage: Eukaryota; Metazoa; Chordata; Mammalia; Lagomorpha; Ochotonidae. Gene Ontology annotation, molecular function: calcium ion binding.